ACCUAAUAAUGGCAGUGAUCAAGGGUAAAAAUCAUCACAAAGAAUCCUGUGCAGUAUAUAAGCGACAGAAGACAGCUUAAUGACAUCAGUCAGCAGCAUCCUGUCCAUUAGCUUCGUGACAACCACCACCACCACCACUGCCACCAUGAAAGCUGCUGUGAUGUUGGCGCUUAUCGCUGUGGUGACGGCAGAGAAGCUGUACAAGCCGCCAUCCGAAGACAAGCCUCACAUUGCCAUCAUUAAGGACGAGCGAGUGCAGCCUGACGCAGAGGGAUACUAUGUCUUCGAUGUGGAGACCGAGGACGGUAUUCAGCGGCACGAGUCUGGCGGUGAGGGCGGCAGACAGCAGGGGUCUUACAGCUACACCGCCUCUGACGGCACACCAGUCUUUGUAAAGUUUGUCGCCGACGACCAAGGCUACCAUCCUGAAUCUGAUCUGCUACCAGUGGCACCCGAAUUCCCCCAUCCCAUUCCCGACUUCGUGCUGGACCAGAUCGCCUUCGCUGCCAAGGAGGACGCCGCCAAGGCCCGCAGUGAGGAGAGGCCCAGCCAGAGCUAUAGUGCGCCGUAAUGAUAUUUAUUCACAAGGUUACCCCCUCGCGUUACUGGGAUUGCAUGCUCUCUCUCUUAUGUCUCAAUGACUCCCAUCUUGCUGCCAAAUCGUCUGACUGACCUGUGAUGACCGUGUGUGUGUGUGUGUGUGUGUGUGUGUGUGUGUGUGUGUGUGUGUGUGUGUGUGUGUGUGUGUGAGCGGGCUGUAUAUUCUGUAAUUACUUAUUUGAUAUAUUUAAUGCAUCCAUGACUUGUAUAGGAAUAAACAGCAUGAUCAAGA
Molecule: messenger RNA, 832 nt
Organism: Portunus trituberculatus (swimming crab)
Lineage: Eukaryota; Metazoa; Arthropoda; Malacostraca; Decapoda; Portunidae
Product: cuticle protein AM/CP1114-like
Exons: 3
Coding region: 80-571 (163 amino acids)
Cellular component (GO): chitin-based extracellular matrix
Molecular function (GO): structural constituent of chitin-based larval cuticle
Source: RefSeq, a predicted model, not a curated record